CACACGUGAGCACAGCCACACACAAUUGGAAGACUUUGGACUUUGGAAACAAUGCUCUGAUAACUUUUCUUAUUUGACGGCUAUCUUCAUCUUUGGUCACACUUGCUCUUAUACUUACUCAGGUGUGUUUUCAGGAAGGUUCUUGGAUUUCAAAGCAAUUUGCAGAUAACCGCAAUGAGAAGUUCUCCCCCCGCAACCUCACCUGCCGCAUAGCUGUCUGUACGUUGUAUGAUUUACUUUUGGCGACAUCAGUGACUUUCUGCUGCAGAGCCAUGUGGGUUGUUCCGGUCUUGCUGCUCGCCUUUGCCAGGAGUUCUCUGUGUCAAGACAAACUAAAUAUGUGUAUGGAUGCCAAACACCAUAAAGUAAAACCUGGCCCAGAGGGAAAACUUUACCUUCAGUGUAAGCCAUGGCGUGACAAUGCAUGUUGCACAGCAAAUACCACUGCUGAAGCCCACGAAGAUAACUCCUAUCUGUACAACUUCAACUGGAACCACUGUGGUGCGAUGAGUUCCAAGUGCAAGAGGCAUUUCAUCCAAGACACUUGCUUCUAUGAAUGCUCGCCACACUUAGGGCCUUGGAUACAAGCGGUGGAUCAAAGCUGGCGCAAGGAGCGAAUCUUGAAUGUACCUCUGUGUAUGGAGGACUGCCAUGAGUGGUGGGAGGACUGCAAAAAUGAUAUGACAUGUAAGACGAACUGGCACAAGGGAUGGGACUGGAGCUCAGGUAGUAACCAAUGCCCCGAAGGCAGCAAGUGCAGAAAGUGGACUGAUGUCUACCCAACGCCUAAAUCCAUGUGUGAAGAAAUUUGGUCAAACUCCUACCUUUAUACGAGGCACUCCAAAACAUCAGGGCGGUGCAUGCAGCUCUGGUUCACUGGACCAAACCCCAACACAAAGGUCGCUCAGUAUUACAUCAACAAUGCUCAGCAACCUCGUAGUUUUUCAUUCGCAUGGCUUCUCUUCCUGGCUAUAUCAUUUAUUUCUACACUGUUCUAAGAAGGAGAGUACAUUUUCCUUGCCUGUACCGCUUGGUUCUAGAUGAAUCAAUAAAGUUGAUUUCAAAUAC
Messenger RNA from Hippocampus comes (tiger tail seahorse), 1068 nucleotides. RefSeq names its product folate receptor (gene folr). The coding region runs from base 273 to 998 and encodes 241 amino acids. Lineage: Eukaryota; Metazoa; Chordata; Actinopteri; Syngnathiformes; Syngnathidae. Gene Ontology annotation, molecular function: signaling receptor activity. The record is from RefSeq and is a predicted model, not a curated record. Gene Ontology annotation, cellular component: external side of plasma membrane. The transcript has 5 exons.